Messenger RNA from Carassius carassius (crucian carp), 1400 nucleotides. RefSeq names its product AP-1 complex subunit sigma-2-like. The record is from RefSeq and is a predicted model, not a curated record. Gene Ontology annotation, cellular component: intracellular membrane-bounded organelle; membrane coat; AP-1 adaptor complex. Gene Ontology annotation, biological process: intracellular protein transport; vesicle-mediated transport. The coding region runs from base 154 to 627 and encodes 157 amino acids. Gene Ontology annotation, molecular function: clathrin-cargo adaptor activity. The transcript has 5 exons. Lineage: Eukaryota; Metazoa; Chordata; Actinopteri; Cypriniformes; Cyprinidae.
CGGAGCCAAUGAGAGGACAGUAUUCCAGGAUUCCGGUGAUCUAAUCUAGCAAAAGGGCGAUGCGUCCAUGUAACGGGAUUCUUCACAUCUGCGUUUACUGCCAUCAGACACAAAACCCAUGCUCACGGAAUAGCGUGUUAUAUAAACUUUAAGAUGCAGUUUAUGCUGCUCUUCAGUAGACAGGGAAAGCUGCGGCUUCAGAAAUGGUACGUGGCUCUGUCAGACACACAGAAGAAGAAGAUCUCCCGGGAGGUCAUUCAGAUAGUGCUGGCACGCAAACCCAAGAUGUGCAGCUUCCUGGAAUGGAGGGAUCUGAAAAUAGUUUACAAAAGAUAUGCCAGCCUGUACUUUUGCUGUGCUGUGGAGGAUCAGGAGAAUGAGCUGAUAACCCUGGAGAUCAUCCACAGAUAUGUGGAGCUGCUGGACAAAUAUUUUGGCAGUGUGUGUGAACUGGACAUUAUCUUCAACUUUGAGAAAGCCUAUUACAUUCUGGAUGAGUUCAUACUGGGCGGUGAAGCCCAGGAGACAUCGAAGAAGAACGUUCUGAAGGCCAUAGAGCAGGCUGACAUGCUGCAAGAGGAAGCAGAGACACCACGUAGUGUUCUGGAGGAGAUUGGACUGACAUAAAUGAUGAGAACUCAUCCUACCCAAACACUAACACACAUCUUCCUUUUUUUCUGUGGGCAUUUUCUCUACAUUUGUAUUUAGGUUAGCUUGCAGGCAAAAGUAGUGAUCAGUACUUACUGCAUAAACAGUUAAAUAUUGACACUUGUAUUUCUGCUGCCAAAUAUCUGAAGGAAUCAAGCAUGUUGAAAUCUUCAUGCCACACUAUCUUAAUAGUUAUGCAAAUUUCCCAUAGUGUUCGGCUGUUUGGAUUCAGGUUUGGAUCAGUACAUGUGUAGCAAAGUUUAGAGUCAACAUCCCCACACAACGUCUUAUCUGUAGAUAUUAAGCAUUACCUCUCACCUUCAGCUGCCUUAAAACACUAAUUUCCAGCUCACACUGUUGCCAGUAUCUUAUGCAACUCUCAGUAGAUCCGAGUCAGUGGGUUGUCACUGUUCAAGACAAGGGGGAGAUAGAUAUUGUAACUCAACAUUCAACAUUUUUGGGCAUAAAUUCAUAGAUUCUAUUAUGGCACCAGUAAAGAUCAGUAUUAGUUAAGUCUUGACCAGAAACACUGUAAUGAUUUGUUCCUGUAAACAUUUAAUUGAUUUAGGCAUAUACCAUUAAACAGCCAACGGUUUCAUUUCCAAUGCCAAAGAAUCUUUUCCAUCACCCUCAUGCCUUUUUCCUUUAAAUCAUCUUCAUAUGCUGUCAUAUUGGACUUUGAUUUUCUGACUUACUUUUCAAAAUGUAUUUUGAAGCUUCAUCAAAACAAAAGAAUAAAGUCAGAUAUUGCA